Molecule: messenger RNA, 501 nt
Organism: Ceraceosorus guamensis
Lineage: Eukaryota; Fungi; Basidiomycota; Exobasidiomycetes; Ceraceosorales; Ceraceosoraceae
Exons: 1
Coding region: 151-423 (90 amino acids)
Source: RefSeq, a predicted model, not a curated record
CCGUCAACGAGCCUGCCACCUCGUCAUCAGUAUAUGUCGCGAUCAAGGGUCGGACACAAAGGCGCAACGUUGAAGCACUGCUCAAAAGCUCCUCCUUACGACGCUUCCAAAAGCCACACACAAGCCAAGCUCCCCGGCCAUGAAUCGUGAAUGUUCCCCACAUCUCUGUACACAGGCAUACUCACACUGAUAGUCGCGGGCAAAGCAGCGAACGCGUGCAGCCCACCAUGGCCGGAGCCUCGGUGCUUCUCGGAGCCGUCUCGGUCCGCCACAAAUCCUGAGGACCCACAUCAGAUGCUCCGCCUAGCUGCAGCAGCAUCACUGCGGAUCAAGCGCUUCAGCAAUGUGUACGUCACCAUUCACCAUUACGAAGGCGAACAAGGUCACGAGUCAAGCAGUACGCCAUGGCUAGCAGACUCGUGACAGAGGCGAAGGCUCUGAGAUGACGUACAAGCGCGUCCCGUUUGUUUGCGCGGCGACAGGUGUAAAUGCUUGCGCGCG